GCUCAGACGAGACCCGCAGCGGAUGAACCCGACCCCAGAAGACUCCGCACGACCCACACAGUCAGCUCAUCAAGGAAAACUCUACUUCCUGCAACGAGGAGCGGAGAGAAAGCAGCUGCGCUUCAGGUAUCGGAUACACAGCUGGUGCCAUGGCCUCAGAAAAGAGUCUCUCUGGGGAAACUGAAACAAACACACCAAAGAGUGUGAUUCAGAGAAAAUCUCCUGAACCCAGCUGUAUGUCUAUAAAGAGUGACCAGUCAUUAAGGAUACCACCUAAUUUCAGUGACACAUAUUAUCCUGAUAAUGGAAGAAACAAAAUGGAUGAACCAAAGUUAGAAUCAAACUCUACUCAACAGGAGCAAUUGGAGUCUAUCUUUCAGAAUCUUGAGCACAAAAUCAUUGCUCUGAUGAAGAAAGAGCUGGAGAUGUUCAAGAGAGUUCUUAGCCUAGACAACCCAUCACGCUUUGAGAGAGAAGAGGAGGAUGAAGGUCAAAACAAAGUCAGAGACGGGCUUCUGAAAAUCACACUGAAUGUCCUGAAAAAGAUGAACCAGACAGACCUUGCUCUCACUCUACAGACCAGAUUUGCCCCUUUUUAUUUGAAACAACACAAAUCCAGCCUAAAUAAGAAAUUUCAGAUAAUCAAUGAAGGAAUAUCAAGUCAAGGAAACUCUGUAUCGCUGCAUGAGAUCUACACAGAGCUGUACAUCACAGAGGGAGGGAGUGGAGAAGUCAAUAAUGAACAUGAGGUGAGACAGAUUGAGACAGUAUGCAGAAGACCAGAAAGACAGGGAACAUCAAUCAAAUGCAAUGACAUAUUUAGAACUUCACUUGGACAAAAAAGCCCCACCAGAACUGUGCUGACUAAAGGAGUCGCUGGAAUUGGAAAAACAGUUUCAGUGCAGAAGUUCAUUUUGGACUGGACUGAAGGAAAAGCAAAUCAGGAUUUUCAUUUUAUAUUUCCACUUCCUUUCAGAGAACUGAAUUUGAUAAAGCAGAGAAACCUAAGUUUGAUGGAGCUUCUUUGUAAUUUUUUUACACAUAUAAAUGAAUUGGCAUCAACAGAUGUUGAUAACUUUAAAAUCCUGUUUAUCUUUGAUGGUCUGGAUGAAUGUCGACUUUCUCUUGAUUUUCUAAACAAUCCGAGUUUGUCUGAUGUGACAAAAUCAGCCCCAGUGGAUGUGCUGCUCACAAACCUCAUCAAGGGGAAUCUGCUUCCUUCUGCUCUCCUCUGGAUCACUUCUCGGCCAGCAGCAGCCAGUCAGAUCCCUCCUGAGUGUGUUGAUCUGGUCACAGAUGUACGAGGUUUCAAUGAUCCUCAGAAGGAUGAAUAUUUCAGGAAGAAGGUAAAUGAUCUGUGUUUGGCCAGUAAAAUCAUCAGACACAUCAAAUCAUCAAGAAGCCUGUACAUCAUGUGUCACAUCCCAGUCUUCUGCUGGAUUUCAGCCACUGUUCUACAGACAAUGAUGGGUAACGCAGACAAUACAGAGAUCCCCAAGACUCUCACUCAAAUGUUCAUACACUUCCUGAUCUUUCAGACCAAGCUAAAAUCCCUGAAAUAUGAUGGGAAAUGUGAUGCGGAUCUUAAACAGGCUCGAAAUAGCAUCCUGUCACUGGGAAAUCUGGCUUUUCAACAGCUGGAAAAGGGGAACCUGAUCUUCUAUGAGGAGGACCUGAAAGAAUGUGGCAUUGAUGUCAAAGAUGCAUCAGUGUGUUCAGGAGUUUGUACCCAAAUCUUUAGAGAGGAGUUUGGGCUGUACCUGGGGAAGGUGUACAGCUUUGUUCAUCUGACAAUCCAGGAGUUUAUUGCGGCUUUAUAUGUGUUUCUUUGCUUUUUCAAACAAACAGGACAUGUUAACAUGUUUAGAUCAACUUUGACUGAUUUAUUGAAAAGUGAAGUAGACAAGGCUUUAAAGAGUGAAAAUGGACACCUUGAUCUUUUUCUCAGAUUCCUGCUGGGUCUCUCGCUGGAGUCCAACCACACUCUCUUACGAGGUCUAUUGAAAAAGACAAGAAACAGACCUCUCAACAGACAAGAAAUAGUUGAAUACAUUAAGAUGAAGAUCAGGGACAAUUCCUCUUCAGAGAAAUCCAUCAAUCUGUUCCACUGUCUCAAUGAACUGAAUGAUCAUUCUUUAGUGAAGGAAGUCCAAACAUACCUAAGCCGCACAGGUACCAGUUGCCUUUCAACUGUCACACUCUCUCCUUCACAGUGGUCAGCUCUGGUGUUCGUGCUGCUGAACUCAGAAAAGAAACUGGAUGAGUUUAAACUAAGCAAAUAUCAUAAUUCAGAGGAAUGUCUUCUGAGGCUGCUACCAGUGAUAAAAGCAUCUUCAAAAGCAGAUGUGAGUGGCUGUAAUCUCACAGCAGAAAGCUGUUCAGCCCUGGCCCCAGUUCUCAGCUCCAAUUCCUCAAGUCUGAUGGAUCUGGACAUGAGUUACAAUAAACUGCAUGAUUCAGGAGUGAAGCUGCUCUCUACUGGACUGAAGGAUCCGAACUGUAAUCUUAAGACCUUACAGCUGGAAGACUGCAGUAUUGGAGAGAAGGGCUGUUCUGCACUGUUAUCAGCUCUGAGAUCAAACCCCUCACACCUGAUAGAACUUAAUUUGGGCUAUAAUAAAUUAGGAGAUAAAGGAGUGAAGUUGCUCUGUUGUCUACUGCAGGAUCCAUGCUGUCAACUGAAGACACUACGACUGCCUAGCUGCAGUAUUGGAGAGGAAGGUUGCUCUGCUCUGGCAUUAGUUCUGAAAUCAAAGCCCUCACACCUGAGAGAACUGAAUCUCGGCUGUAAUGAACCAGGAGAAUUAGGAUUGAAGCUGCUCUCUGAUCUGCUGCAGGAACCACAGUGUCAAAUGGAGACACUGAUACUUUCCAACUGUAGUAUUGGAGAGAAAGCUUGUACUGUUCUGGUUUCAGCUUUGAAAUUAAACCCCUCACACCUGAAAGAACUAAAUCUGAAUUAUAACGAACUAAGAGAUUCAGGAGUGAAGCUGCUCGCUGAUCUACUGCAGGAUCCAAACUGUAAACUGGAAUCACUACAUGUGAGUCGCUGUAAUCUCACAGAGAGAAGCUGUUCAGCUCUGGCCUCAGUUCUCAGCUCAAAAUCCUCAAGUCUGACAAAGCUGAACCUGAGUUACAGCAGUCUACAGGAUUCAGGAGUGAAGACGCUCUGUGCUGGACUGAAAGAUCAUCACUGUAAACUACAGACAUUGCAGCUGUGUAACUGCAGUAUUGGAGAGAGAGGUUGUGCGGCUCUAGCUUCAGCUCUGAGAUCAAACCCCUCACAGCUGAGAGAACUGGAUCUGAACUACAACAAACUACAAGACUCGGGAGUGAAGCUGUUGUCUGUUUUACUUCAGGAUCAACACUGUAAACUGGAGAAACUACAGAUGUAUAAUUGUAGUAUCGGAGAGGAAGGUUGCGCUGCUCUGAUUUCUGCUCUGAGGUCAAGCACAUCACAGCUGAAAGAACUGAGUCUCGGCUGUAACAAACUGGGAGAUACAGAAUUGAAACGGCUCAAUGAUCUACUGGAGGAUCCACACUGUGAAUUAAAGAUACUAGAUAUCUUCUCUUCUCCUCUAAUUUCUCCAAAUGUCAAACACCAGCACUGACCCAGAAAAUGCAAACAGUGAGUUGUGAACCACACCACAAGCAGAAAGUCAGGUUGUGUUUGUAAUUCACCAGCAGACUAAGACAAAAGCGUACUUCAAUUUUGACACGAACUCAAACUAUUCUCCAUUUUAUAGGAUACAUGAAUACAGACACUUGACACACUAAAAAGUUGGAUCUUUGGUUAGUGUUGCAUCUUAAAUAUGUCUUUGUACUAAUUUAAACUAGAAUGACAUAAUAUUGCUCAACCACCUUACAUAAGUCCUCAUCAAUGUCAGCUUCUUUUGUUGUUGUAGUUUGUUGUUUAUCCGUCUCAUUUUCUUCAUAGCUGAAGGGUCAAGUGCGAGCUAAGCAUGCUUUGUAUGACUCAGGAUGUUAUGUCAUGCACACUGUAAGCAUACUCUGGCAAAUGCAUAAAAUCCAAAAUGUACUUUGGCCUUGAGAUAGAGAUAAGGCAGGAUCACCAUGGAAUGAGAGCUUUUUAUUUAGGACAUACUUUGGUCUCAUGGUCUGCCACAAUUUUGGUACAAGGAAAGAACAAAAACCUGAAGUAUGUGGAGGAAUUAAAUUAAAUGGAUUAUUCUCUUCAACCUUCAUCUUGGCGAUCCUGUUGUGUGUACAUAGCACAGAGACUGUUACAGUUACCAUCAGUAUACUGAAUGUAAGACAUUAGCAUUAAAUGUACAUAUUUUUUUCAAAAAGCAUGGCCAGAUGUUUCCUUUCUUGCAAUCUUAGUCACCUGCACUUUCUCUGCCAGCAAAGUCACUUACAAUACCUUUCUCUGUCAGUAAUUUCACUUGCGAUAUCUUCAUUCUCCACUCACUUUAAAACCAAUUUAUUUGGUUUGUUUUUGUUGAGUGCAAAUUAAUAUUGGCAAUUAUAUCAUAUUAUAUUAUAUUAUGACAUCUUCAUCGGAGGAUUUGCAGAAAUCAAGCCUGGAGGCAGACCUUAUUAAAAUAAUAACCAGUCCUUGAAAUAGUCUUUAACAACAUAAUUCUGCCCUGGAUACAUUUGAUGCGGUGCGUUUCAUCAGAUGACCGCCCCACAUUUCUCUAAAUCGCAUAACGAUGAGCACCAUGUUAUGAGAUAUGGCCAUUUUUAGAAGAAUAAAGAUCACAACCAUCAUGUUUUACUGUCAUGAAAGGACAAAAAGCUAUUUAAUGUUGAAGAUGAAGUGUUGAAGUGAAGUGAAUAGCUUACCCCUAAAAACAGAAUUCAGUAUUCCCAAAUGAGAGAGUUGUGUGCCCUCGUAAUUAUUCCUAGUUGAAGAUAAAACUACUGUACAAGGACCAAGUCAGGCGUGAUGCACUCUUCCACUAGAGAGCAGUAUAAUACUGAUAACCCUGCUGAUAAAGAACAGUAAACCAAUCUUUACAUUCAUAACGCCAGUGGUUAAAUGAGAGAAUUUCAAUCACCAUGGGAGUAAUUUGUAAUUUAACAUUUACAUUUGUUAAAACCCCAGUGUAACUAGGCCCAAAGGUAUUAUUAAUGUGCUGUAAUAUUAUAUCUAUGCCUCACAUACUUGAUUGAUUUGUCAAUGUAACAUCAUUUAACUGUUGAAUGAAGAUUGAUUUAUAUUAUAUUGUUGCAUUGUGACUUUAUUUUCGAGACCGUGAACACAGGUUUGUUUGUGUGUUUGGUAAACACCUAAAUGCUGGUCAGCCCCAGUAUUGCCAAUAAAGGAGGUGUC
Messenger RNA from Puntigrus tetrazona (Sumatra barb), 5299 nucleotides. RefSeq names its product NACHT, LRR and PYD domains-containing protein 12-like. NCBI's taxonomy places the organism in Eukaryota, Metazoa, Chordata, Actinopteri, Cypriniformes, Cyprinidae. Bases 150 to 3611 code for a protein of 1153 amino acids. The record is from RefSeq and is a predicted model, not a curated record. The transcript has 14 exons. Gene Ontology annotation, molecular function: protein binding.